UGUUUGAUUUCAUUUUACAAUUUAAGAAACAGUUGAACGGAGUGCAGGAGCAACAAGAUCCCUCCCCACCACUUACUCAUACAAGCCAUUCUUUUCUACAAGACCAUACCAGUCCUGGACAACAGCUCCGAUCACAGUGCCCGGGCCGGCCAAGUCAGGCUUCACUUCCUUAUCAAGCUCUUCCUCUAAUACGCCAUCAGCUUCUCCAUUAAAAUCAAUAUGGUCCGUUUCAACUCCUUCGCCAAUCAAAUCCACGCUAGGCGCAUCAACUACAUCUUCCGUGAAAUCCAUUAGUGACGUGGCAUCUCCAAUUAGAUCCUUUCGGACAAUUUCUUCACCAAUAAAAACAGUGGUAUCACAGUCUCCCUACAAUAUCCAAGUUUCCUCUGGUACCCUGGUUAGAGCCCCCACGGUCACAGAGGCCUCGCCUUUAAAAGGGCUGGCAUCCAAUUCUACAUUUUCCCCUCGAACCUCUCCGGUGACAACAGCAGGGUCCCUUUUGGAGAGGUCAUCCAUUACCAUGACCCCCCCUGCCUCCCCCAAAUCCAACAUUAAUAUGUAUUCCUCCAGCCUGCCAUUUAAGUCCAUUAUUACAUCUGCAGCACCUCUGAUAUCAUCACCUCUAAAGUCAGUGGUAUCUCCGGCGAAACCCACAGUUGAUGUCGUUUCAGCCGCUAAAGUCACCAUGGCCUCUUCUCUCUCGUCGCCCGUGAAACAGAUGCCUGGACCUGCCGAGGUAGUGUUAGUCAACGGGUCGAUUUCCCCUCUGAAAUAUCCAUCGUCCUCGACUUUAAUGAAUGGAUGCAAAGCCACUGCCACGUUCCAGGAAAAAAUUUCCACGGCUACAAACUCUGUGAGCUCCGUGCUUAAUGCAGCCCCCGACACGGUUGAGAAAGCCUACCCUGUCACCACAGCAAUGCCCUUUUCCCCACUCAGGUCCUUUGUUUCUCCAGCACCAUCAGCUUUUCAGGCUCUAAGAACUCCUUCUGCCAGUGCACUCUACACAUCCCUCGGGUCGUCACUAUCUGCAACUACCUCAUCUGUAACUUCAUCAGUAAUAACAGUGCCAGUAUACUCUGUGGUCAGUGUUUUGCCAGAACCAGCGUUCAAGAAACUCCCAGACUCUAAUUCGCUCACCAAAUCGGCAGCAGCCUUGCUGUCGCCCGUUAAAACACUGGCUACGGAGACCCGUCCCCAGCCCCAUUUCCCUCGAACUGCAUCUCCAGUUAAGUCAUCUCUGUUCCUUGCACCGUCUGCCCUUAAGCUGUCCACGCCGUCUUCUCUCUCUUCCAGCCAGGAGAUAUUGAAAGACGUGGCUGAGAUGAAGGAGGACUUAAUGCGGAUGACGGCCAUCCUCCAGACCGACGUGCCCGAGGAGAAGCCCUUCCAACCCGAACUCCCCAAGGAAGGGAGGAUCGAUGACGAAGAACCUUUCAAAAUUGUUGAGAAAGUCAAGGAAGACCUGGUGAAAGUUAGUGAGAUCCUUAAAAAGGACGUCUGUGUAGAGGACAAGGGACCCCCCAAAUCACCCAAGAGUGACAAAGGACAUUCUCCCGAAGACGACUGGAUAGAAUUUAGCUCAGAAGAAAUAAGGGAAGCGAGACAGCAAGCGCCCACGAGUCCUGCUCCAUCUCUGCCCGAGAGAGUGCAAGUCAAGGCAAAGGCCGCCUCCGAGAAGGAUUACAACCUGACCAAAGUCAUCGACUACCUGACAAACGACAUCGGGAGCAGUUCUCUGACCAACCUGAAGUACAAGUUUGAGGACGUAAAAAAGGAUGGGGAAGAGAGACAGAAAAGGAUCUUAAAGCCCGCCAUCGCCCUGCAGGAACACAAACUCAAAAUGCCUCCAGCCUCCAUGAGGCCUUCCACCUCCGAGAAGGAGUUGUGUAAGAUGGCCGAUUCCUUUUUCGGAACGGAUACUAUUUUGGAGUCUCCAGAUGACUUUUCCCAGCACGACCAAGAUAAGAGCCCCUUGUCAGACAGCGGCUUCGAGACAAGAAGUGAGAAAACACCUUCGGCCCCCCAGAGCGCUGAAAGCACUGGCCCCAAACCGCUUUUUCAUGACGUCCCCAUCCCCCCGGUCAUUACCGAAACGAGGACUGAGGUGGUUCACGUGAUCAGGAGCUACGAGCCCUCGGCCGGAGAUGCUCCACCUUCCCAACCCGAGGAGCCCGUGUCACCCAAACCGUCACCUCCUUUUGUGGAGCUGGAACCAAAGCCCACCCCUUCCACCAUUAAGGAGAAAGUCAAAGCCUUUCAGAUAAAAGCCAGUGGCGAGGAAGAUGAGCACGGUCGGGUUCUGGGCAAAGGCAUGCGUGUGAAGGAGGAAACUCACAUCACCACCACCACCAGAAUGGUUUAUCAUUCCCCGCCAGGUAGUGAAGGUGCCUCUGAGAGGAUCGAAGAAACCAUGUCGGUCCAUGACAUCAUGAAGGCCUUCCAGUCCGGGCGGGACCCUUCCAAAGAGCUGGCAGGUCUGUUUGAACAUAAGUCCACAGUGUCUCCAGACGCACACAGGUCUGCUGCUGAAACCUCAGCCCAGCAUGCAGAGAAGGACCACCAAAUGAAACCCAAACUGGAGCGUAUAAUAGAAGUCCACAUCGAAAAAGGUAACCAAGCUGAGCCCACUGAAGUCAUUAUUAGAGAAACCAAAAAGCAUCCAGAAAAGGAAAUGUAUGUCUAUCAGAAAGACUUAUCCCGGGCAGAUAUUAACCUAAAAGAUUUUCUGCCAGAAAAACACGAUGCUUUUCCUUGUCCAGAGGAACAGGGUCAGCAAGAAGAAGAAGAACUCACUGCUGAAGAGUCCCUGCCUUCUUAUCUGGAAUCUUCCAGAGUAAACACUCCUGUGUCCCAAGAAGAAGAUAGUCGCCCUAGUUCUGCUCAACUCAUAUCUGAUGACUCUUAUAAAACAUUGAAGCUUUUGAGUCAACACUCAAUAGAAUACCAUGACGAUGAGUUGUCAGAACUAAGAGGGGAGUCGUACAGGUUUGCUGAGAAAAUGCUUCUGUCAGAAAAGCUAGAUGUGUCUCAAUCUGAUACUGAGGAAUCGGUUACAGACCAUGCAGGACCCCCUAGUUCAGAGUUACAGGGGUCUGAUAAGCGGCCCAGAGAAAAAGUAGUCACUGCCCCCCCAAAAGAAAUUCUCUCCAAAGUCUAUAAAGAUGUGUCUGAAAAUGGUGUAGGUAAAGUGUCUAAAGAUGAGCAUUUUGAUAAAGUGGCAGUGUUGCACUACCCUGCUGAUGCUAGUGGUCCCAAACAGGCCAUGUGGAUGCGCUUGGCUGAGGACAGAUUAGAGAGAGGUAGAGAGAAGUUGAUAUACGAAGAUAGGGUGGACAGGACCGUGAAGGAAGCUGAAGAGAAACUGACCGAGGUGUCACAGUUUUUUCGUGACAAAACAGAGAAGCUCAACGAUGAACUGCAGUCCCCAGAGAAAAAGCCCCGCCCUCGAAAUGGCAAAGAAUACUCAUCCCAGAGCCCUCCCGGGAGCAGCCCUGAAAAAGCACUGCUGGCGUCCAGUGAGGAGUGGGUCAAGGCGAGGCAGCCUGGCCGCGACGGAGAAGGCUGCCCCAAAGCCGACGAGAGGAACGCAGCCAGCCCGCCCAGUAGCCCCGAGACGGUUCUUUCCCAACAGACCGAGGACAGCAAGGCCACCGAGGAAGCCAAAGCCAGUAUCUCACAGAGCAAGGAACCAGAAGGGCCCCCGUCUGGGUUUCAGCUCAAACAAUCUAAACUCAGUUCCAUCAGAUUAAAAUUUGAACAAGGCGCCCAGGCCAAAAGUAAGGACGUUUCUCAAGAAGACAAGAAGCCUGAGGGCCAGUCCAGAAUCCCAGUUAAAAAAAUCCAGGAGAGCAAGCUACCUGUCUACCAAGUGUUUGCUAGAGAGAAACCACAGAAGGCCUCCGAUGAGAGCGGCUCUGCGCCCAAAGAUCUCAUGGUAUUAAAAGCUAAAGAUGAGCAUGCCCAGAGCAAUGAGAUUGUUGUAAAUGAUUCUGGCUCUGAUGAUGUGAAAAAGCAGCGACCUGAAAUGUCAAGUAAAGUGAUGCCUGACUCUUUUUCUGAGCAGCAGGCUAAAGACUUGGCCUGUCAUGUAACUUCCGAUGUAGCCACUAAGGGACCAUGGGACCAAAAGGUCUUUAGAACGUGGGAAAGUUCCGGAGCCCCAAAUAAUAAGCCGCAGAAAGAGAAACUUUCGCAUGUACUUGUUCACGAUGUAAGAGAGAAUCACGCAGGUCACCCCGAGAGUAAAAUUGUCGAUCAAAGGGAUGCAUUUUUGUCUGUGACUGAGAGAGAACACACAUUGUUAACAAAUGGCUCUCUCUCAGAAAUUAAGGAAAUGACUGUAAAAUCUCCCUCCAAAAAAGUCUUAUAUAGGGAAUACGUUGUUAAAGAAGGGGAGCGUCCAGGUGGAUCUCUUGACCAACCUCCCAGGAGAAGCGACAGCUCGGCGGUGUCCCACAUCCCCGUCAGGGUGGCCGGUGAACGGACGACGCCCACCUCUAACAUCCCCGAUGGUUUUUUCGAGCCGCCGGUGUUUCCAAAACAUGAACUGUCCCCAAAGUUAUCCCAGUCGAGAAUGAGUCAAGAGACAGUUGAGACCCAGCAUUUUAAUUCGAUAGACAAGGAAAAAGUGACCUAUUCAGAAAUCAGCAAAGUGUCCAAACAUCAGAGUUAUGUAGGCUUAUGCCCGCCUUUCGAGGAAACUGAGGUCUCCCCGAUCAAGUCUCCUGAUUCUUUAGAGUUCAGCCCAGGAAAGGAAUCACCCUCUAGUGAUGUAUUUGACCGCAGUCCCAUUGAUGGACUGGAAAAAGCUGCACCACUAGCCCAGACAGAGGGGGGUAAAGAGAUCAGAACUCUACCUGUCUAUGUCAGCUUUGUCCAGGUGGGGAAGCAGUACGAAAAGGAGAUACAGCAAGGGGGUGUGAAAAAAAUCAUAAGUCAGGAAUGUAAGACAGUCCAGGAGACCAGGGGGGCCUUUUACACAACCAGACAGCAAAAGCAACCUCCUUCUCCCCAAGGCAGCCCAGAAGAUGAUACCCUAGAGCAAGUCUCCUUUCUAGACAGCUCGGGGAAGAGCCCCUUGACCCCAGAAACGCCCAGCUCAGAGGAAGUGAGUUAUGAAUUUACGUCUAAGACACCAGACUCGCUUAUAGCUUACAUCCCAGGCAAGCCCAGCCCCAUUCCCGAGGUUUCCGAGGAAUCUGAGGAGGAGGAGCCGGCCAAGUCGGCCUCCUUAAAGCCGACUGCGGCGGAGGGGACUGCAGCCAUCGAGCGGGAGGCACCUCCCGAUGUGAGCAAAGACUCCAGCCAAAGACCCAAAAGUAACAGGGUGGCCUACAUUGAAUUUCCCCCUCCUCCACCACUGGACGCAGACCCAGUGGAGUCCGAUAGGAAACAUCCUCACCUCCCUGAAAGAGAGGUUGACUUGAUCGAGGUCAGCCUCCAAGACGAACAUGACAAGGACCAGCUGGCUGAGCCAGUCAUCCGAGUGCAGCCACCCUCGCCUGUCCCUCCGGGGGCAGACGUCAGCGACUCCAGUGAUGACGAGUCCCUUUACCAGCCGGUCCCCGUCAAGAAGUACACCUUCAAGUUAAAGGACGUGGAUGAUGAGCAGAAAGAGAGGACCCCACCCAAAACCUCUACCGGGAAGGGUUCUGACCAGAAAGCCCUGGUGGAAGUGAACGGAUCUGGAAAAGAGCACGACUUUGGCCUUGGCCUUGACUCGCCUCAGAAUGAAACUGCCCAGAACGGGAACAAUGACCAGUCCAUCACCGAGUGCUCCAUUGCCACCACAGCCGAGUUUUCUCACGAUACAGAUGCCACCGAGAUCGACUCCUUGGAUGGCUACGACCUGCAGGAUGAAGACGACGGCUUGACCGAGAGUGAUUCUAAACUCCCGAGUCAAACCCUGGAGGUGAAGAAAGACAUCUGGAACACGGAGGGCAUUCUGAAACCAGCCGACCGCUCCUUUAGCCAGAGCAAACUGGAGGUUAUCGAGGAGGAGGAGGGGAGGGUGGGACCAGACGAAGAGAAGCCACCCCCUAGAAGCUCUUCCUCUGAAAAGAGCUCCGAUAAGACUGAUCCAAAGUCAGGGGCCCAGUUUUUCACCCUAGAAGGCAGACAUCCUGACCGGUCAGUGUUUCCCGAUACGUAUUUCAGUUACAAAGUAGACGAAGAAUUUGCCACUCCUUUCAAAACAGUAGCCACCAAAGGUCUUGAUUUUGACCCUUGGUCUAACAACCGAGGGGAUGACGACGUUUAUGACAGCAAGUCCCGGGAAGAUGAGAGUAAGCCCUUUGGUCUGGCUGUGGAAGACCGCUCUCCGGCCACCACCCCCGAUACAACGCCGGCCCGCACGCCAACUGACGAAAGUACCCCAACUAGUGAGCCCAACCCCUUCCCAUUUCACGAAGGGAAAAUGUUUGAGAUGACUCGCAGUGGUGCAAUUGACAUGAGCAAGAGGGAUUUUGUUGAAGAGAGGCUCCAAUUUUUCCAGAUUGGUCCACAGAGUCCAUGUGAACGGACAGAUAUCAGGAUGGCAAUAGUAGCUGAUCACCUGGGACUUAGUUGGACAGAACUGGCAAGGGAACUGAAUUUUUCAGUGGAUGAAAUCAAUCAAAUACGUGUGGAAAAUCCAAAUUCUUUAAUUUCUCAAAGCUUCAUGUUACUAAAAAAAUGGGUCACCAGAGACGGAAAAAAUGCUACAACUGAUGCCUUAACUUCGGUCUUGACAAAAAUUAAUCGAAUAGAUAUAGUGACUCUGCUAGAAGGACCAAUAUUUGAUUAUGGAAAUAUUUCAGGCACCAGAAGUUUUGCAGAUGAGAACAGUGUUUUCCAUGACCCAGUUGAUGGUCAUCCUUCCCUUCAAGUGGAACUGGAAACUCCCACAGGGUUGCACUACCCAUCACCCACCCCUUUCCAGCAAGAUGAUUAUUUUAGUGAUAUCUCUAGCAUAGAAUCUCCCCUUAGAACCCCCAGUAGACUGAGCGAUGGGGUAGUGCCUUCCCAGGGAGACAUAGAGCAUUCAGCAGAUGGACCUCCGGUCGUAACUGCAGAAGACACAUCCUUAGAAGACAGCAAACUUGAAGACUCAAUGCCUUUAACAGAAAUACCUGAAGCUGUGGCUGUAGAUGAGAGCCAGUCGGAGAAUGUCUAUCUGAGUUGGCAGAACGAGACGUCAAGUGGAAACCUAGAGCCCCCUGCUCAAGCUCGGAGAAUAACCGGUGGGUUACUUGAUCGACUGGAUGACAGCCCUGACCAGUGUAGAGAUUCCAUUACCUCGUAUCUCAAAGGGGAACCUGGGAAAUUUGAAGCCAAUGGAAGCCAUGCAGAAGUCACUCCAGAAGCAAAGACGAAAUCUUACUUUCCAGAAUCCCAAAAUGAUGUCGGGAAACAGAGUGCAAAGGAAACUCUGAAACCAAAAAUACCAGGACCUGGUCGUGUUGAUGAACCAUCAUCAUCGCUAGCAGCUUAUCAGAAAGCUCUGGAAGAAACCAGCAAGUUUGUAAUAGAAGAGCCUAAACCCUGUAUGCCUGUCAGUAUGAAAAAGAUGAGUAGGACUUCUCCUACAGAUGGCAAGCCAAGGCUUAACCUCCAUGAGGAAGAGGGGUCGAAUGGGUCUGAGCAAAAGGUCAAAAGUCCAGGUACAGCUCUUACACGGAUGACUGCCUGCUGUUACAAGGACUCGAAAGGCAGUGAGAGUGACUCAAGCUCAGAGGAAGAACGGAAAGUCACUACCCGAGUAAUUCGCCGGCGCUUGAUUAUAAAGGGCAAGGAAGCAAAACACAUUCCUGGUGAAUCUGUCACAGAGGAACAGUUUACUGAUGAAGAAGGCAACCUCGUCACCAGAAAAAUCACUCGGAAGGUAUUAAGACGAAUCGUUAUCCCUCAAGAGAGAAAACACGAUGACAUGCAGGGAGAAGGUUACAAGGUGAAGACAAAGAAAGAAAUCCGACACGUGGAAAAGAAGAGCCACUCCUAACAGUAAACGGUCAAUCACAGUGGAUCAUGUGUUAUUACUGCCAGUAUUGAGAAAUUCAUGGAAGAUAAGUCAGCAGGAAGUAAAAAUUUACAGAGGAGGGUGUGUGUGUUUGCUGCUUCCACACAUUAAUGGCAUGAUUUUUUUUUAUGCAAAAAGAAAACAGAAAACGAAAACCGCCCACAUUUUAAUUUAGCAUGAGCCAAUUUACAGAGCAUGGAAAUUCACUUUCAUUCCCAGGACUGGCACGUGUGCAAUUAGCAAUGCAGUGUACAUACAAGAAGCCAUGCUGUUAACAGUUUCUCUCAAGUAAUUUGGUGUCAUUUACAAAAAGGAAGAAACUCCUGCCGCCAGAAGGGACAGAAGGACAUGGAAUGAACACAUCAUGGAGAAACACUAAAAUUACUAAAUCCACAACAGCUCGCCUUAUUUUUCUUGGACCCAAACUGUCAGGGUAUAAACACUAUUUGUUUCUUUUUUAAAAACAUCUAUAGUUUUGCUGUAAAUAAUAACACUGUAUAAAUUCUAACAGAAAAAAAAUAGAAUAAAUGUCCAUAAGGCACUGCCUCUUAGAACACAAACAGAAUAUUGCAAAUGCAUUUAACAUAAUAGGGAUCUCAAGUGACUUCGCCCUAGGAGAGGAAGGAGGGGCUAUGGGGGGAGGGGGUCUUCACUGAUUCUUGUAUAUUAGCAAUUAUAAUGUUUGUAUAUGCAAAACUGCUAGCUUGAUUUUAAAAAAGAAAAUCUUUAAAAUCUGCUGCAAAUUUAAAUAAUUCCCCAAAUGAGGAAUUCUGUAGUUCUGUGAAAAAAAAUUUUUUCUUCAGAAUACUAAUAUUUUGAUGCAUGUGUAUCACCUUAUUUUGAUUAAAUCUUUUCCAAUUUUGCAAACACUACAGUAUCCUGCAACACAGAAGAUUUUAUCUGUAAACACAAAGCCCUUCAUCUAAUAUUUGUUGCUAUUGCCAAUUUUUCAAUGAAAUGACCUAAAAAUGAAAAAAAAAUUAACCUAAACAGUAGUUGCUUUAGGGGGAGGGGGGUGCUGUUAGUGCUUAAAAGGGGAGUAAUGCUUGCCGCUUUAGAGGUGGAUGGUGCUCGUAAGAGGCCCCAGCAAGGGGUGCUUUCAAUGGACUGAACAGAAAUUCUUAGCUAGUAGAAUGGCAGCACGCUGUAAAAUUAUUACUGUAUCGUGUACUGGCUCUAAGAUGUAGACACCUUUCAGUAAGCCAAUCAUUUGUAACCAUUCUAGCAGUGUCAUAUUAGGUUAAUAAGGCUGCUGUGUUUUAAAGGGCAUUUUUAUUUGGGUUUUGGUGAAAUUCUUUAAUUUCCUGAUUAUAUUCAUAUAAAAUCAGCAUUCAUUGACACAUCGCUCUAAUGACAUAUGUAUGAAAAAAACCAUACACUGGAUGACCUAGUCGAUUAUUUAAGCAUAAAAUAAAUUGUGUUCAACUCUUCACUGA
Phacochoerus africanus (Common warthog) is the source of this 9432-nucleotide messenger RNA. It is a transcript of the gene ANK3, whose product is annotated as ankyrin 3. The record is from RefSeq and is a predicted model, not a curated record. Lineage: Eukaryota; Metazoa; Chordata; Mammalia; Artiodactyla; Suidae. Bases 521 to 7978 code for a protein of 2485 amino acids. Gene Ontology annotation, biological process: signal transduction. Gene Ontology annotation, molecular function: protein binding. The transcript has 13 exons.